Cyclopterus lumpus (lumpfish) is the source of this 762-nucleotide messenger RNA. Its product is annotated as cytotoxic T-lymphocyte protein 4-like. Bases 39 to 728 code for a protein of 229 amino acids. The record is from RefSeq and is a predicted model, not a curated record. Gene Ontology annotation, cellular component: external side of plasma membrane. Gene Ontology annotation, biological process: regulation of T cell proliferation; T cell receptor signaling pathway. The transcript is spliced from 5 exons. NCBI's taxonomy places the organism in Eukaryota, Metazoa, Chordata, Actinopteri, Perciformes, Cyclopteridae.
CGAGCCUCUGUGUGACACGGUGUGAGACACACUGCAGGAUGCUCCUGGCCCACUGUGUGAUGCCGUGGGUUGUGUUGACGGUCCUCAGCCGGCCGGCGUGGAGCGCUGUGAAGGUCAUCCAGCCCUACAGAGUGGUGAGCGCCAACGGGGAGGCGCAGGUGAAGUGCCUGGUCCAACCGCGACCCUCCCACGACCUCACCCCGCCUUACCCUCACCCCGACCCCGAGGAGCUGCGCGUCACUCUGCUCAAAGGCCUCUACGGCGCCCGGGAGGCCUGCUCGUCCAUCCUCACCCUCACCGGGCAGAGGGAGCCGGCCGUGGAGCACCGGGGAGAGGUGCAGUGCUCGGCUCAGAUGACAGAGGGCGCCGUGGAGGUGACGGUGACCGGACUGAGGGCCGCGGACACGGAUUUGUACCGCUGCGACAUCGAGAUCUUCUUCCCGCCGCCGUACCGGCGGCUCACCGGCAACGGCACGCUGGUUCACGUCUUAGGCAGCUCCGACUGUCCCGUGCCGGCGGCUCAGGGACAGAUUGCACACCGGGGUGAUGAUGAGGAGGAGGAGGAGGAAGGUGAUGAGAGGUCGGCACCAGUCAGUGUUCCUGUGGUUGUACUGGUGAUACUGGUCCUGUUUGUACUCAUCAUCGUUAUCUACUUCCAGGCCCGACAGUGGGAACGAGGGCGGAGGGAGGCAGUCGGACCGGUACCUGCUGCUGCACUUCCAUGUUGACACUUUGCAUGAAACACCCACUGAGUAAACCCCC